Messenger RNA from Prunus mume (Japanese apricot), 947 nucleotides. RefSeq lists its product as uncharacterized. The record is from RefSeq and is a predicted model, not a curated record. NCBI's taxonomy places the organism in Eukaryota, Viridiplantae, Streptophyta, Magnoliopsida, Rosales, Rosaceae.
AGUAAGCCAACCUCACUAGGCCUCUGAGAAAAAGAAAACCCUUCAAAAAAUCUCUCAGAUUUUUUUUUAUCCCUCUAAGAAGAAACCACCAUGGAUUAUAUCAAGGUUUCAAGCACCCAAGCUGCAGGCCAGUUCAAUUUCAGCCAAUCCCAUAACCAAAGCAAAGUCAUCAAACUUUUGCUCUCUGUCUCCGUCUUGUCAAUUUUAUUGUCCUACUCUUCCUUGGUUUCUUUCCUUCUUCAUUCCUUCAAUGCCUUCACAUCUGCAGCUCCUGUGAAACUGUUCAGCUACAGCUUUGAUAAGAACUACAUGUUCUUGCUCUGCAAUGGACUUCUGGUGUUUAUUGUCAAGAAUUCUGGUCUUAUUGGAACUUCUCCUCCAGGAAGUACUAAUCUUAACAAUGAUGAACAUGCUCCGAAGAACAGCGAAAACCCGCAAAGAGUUGUCGAAUUGGCAGAGACAAAGGCACCAAAAGCAAAGGAAGAAGUUGUCAACAUGGAAGUUGAAGAAGAGCAAGAAAGAGAAGAUGAUGAAAUCUUUAUCACAGUAGAAGAAGAAGAAGAAGAAGAUAAAAGGGUUUUGAUUACACAAGCUGAAGAAGAGGAAGGCUGCAGAAACAGCUCAAUUAUGGUUGAAGAUCAUGAUGCAUAUGAAGAAGAAGGAAUUGAGUCGCUGAGUAGAGAGGAGUUAAACAAGAAAUGUGAUGAUUUUAUCAGAAGAAUGAAGGAAGGAAUUAAACUUGAAGUCCAACAGGCAGUCAUGUUUUGAUUUGAUCAGUCAGUGAGCAAAGAACUAACAAGCUAGUUUUUCAAUUAACAAAGACUACUCUGUGACUGUAACUUUGAGAUUUUUGGUUUCUUAUUCCUUCUGAUUUCCAUGUUGUGUAAAAUACCAUCCCAGCUCUUUACCUUCAUAUCAAUAAUCGAUGAUACAACUUUCAGCUGAAA